Molecule: messenger RNA, 4504 nt
Organism: Spodoptera litura
Lineage: Eukaryota; Metazoa; Arthropoda; Insecta; Lepidoptera; Noctuidae
Source: RefSeq, a predicted model, not a curated record
GGUAGUGAAGGUGCAGUAGUUUGGAGGGGCGGUGAUAGUCAGAUAACGAUGGUUGCGAUAACGGCCGGAGGCCGAGGAGAGCGCGUCGCAGUGUCGAGCGGUGCCGGCUCAGCGGCUCAGCGGCUCGGUCGCCUCACUACAGAAUUUUUUCAACACUUUUUGCGCGUCUAGCUACAAGGUUGUCGGUCGUGUUGUUGUGACUUGUGUCCACGUACGUCUGUGGAGGUUUAAAAUGAAAUUUGUUUAUUUUUUCUUCCCAAUAUCACGAAUCAGUUCUCACUAUUCAAAUCAUUGUGUAAUUCUUUUGUUGUAGAGUUUUUCUGAUUGAGUAUUCUGUGUUUUUGUUUUGGUGUACAACAGUUACGAUAAAAACAAUGAUUGUAUGAGUUGCAAGUGUUAGUUGAGUGGUUAGUGGUGACAAUGAAGGAGUCGACUCCUCGGUGCGAGGAUGUGGCCGACAAACUGGUGCGACUGUUCGGAUGGAGACAGACGUACCCGGUGCAGAAACUUCAGAGGAGUAUACUACCUCAGACUAGUGCUGCGGGUCCAGAGACAUGGGUAGGAGUAAGAGCGUUGCGUGCCAGUUCAGGAGGUAUUCUGGACCCAGACGACCGCGUGCGGGAUGUGGCGGAUGACAGGGAAACCCUCACGGCUGAAUGUACCAGUCAAGCGCCACAGCCUCGCGCUGCGCAAGCAGAUGGCGCCAGUGGGUCUUCAGCCGGCACCGCCUCCCCUGACAUGUUUCGGGGAGGUGGCGGCGUCGGCGGCAGUAUGCGCGUUCCUGACACCGACUCAUGUGUCGAAGUCGGGGCGGCAGAUUUGGAAGAUGGAGCGAAUGGUCUGCAAGUACGGCGCGGCAGUGAACCCACGCUACACCAAGAUACCCUACCGCCUCAGAGACCGGUAUCAGAACAAACAAAGCGGUGGUCGGCGGCGGUGGUGUGCCGGGACGACAGUAGCAGAAUGACGCAGAAGGUGCAUCCGUUGCCGGACGGCCGGCCGCCUGACGUCGCCGUCGACCGGCACGGACAACACUUCCAAAGGCAAUCUAAUCGCCUAUCAAUGCAGUUUUCUGGGCCUGGUAGCGGUGUAUGGUUGGACGCAGCAGAGCGGGUCCAGAGUUAUGGCAGCAAAAGUCUUCCCAGAGACGCCCGAAGAGAGCCAUUAGGACAAGAUAUGCCAGUUAACAACCACCAAAAUCACAGGGUAGAGGACAUGCUCCGGUGGGUGUCAGGAGUGAACAAUGUAGCGAGUGUACAUCCUGUGCAAGAACGGCCUCUUGAUCUCUUACCCGAAGGGGGCAGCAGUGAACGUGCGAUAUCCGGUAUGGAGGUCCCAGUGAGUCCCAGUAGUAAGCCAAUAUCAGGCGCCACCCAAACAGUGGCCGUUACUUUAGUGAAAGGAGAGAAAGGCCUCGGCUUCACCAUCACCACCAGAGACAAUCCCACAGGGGGACACUGUCCUAUUUAUAUCAAGAAUAUUUUACCUAAGGGUGCAGCAGUAUCAGACGGCAGACUGCGCGCGGGCGACAAGUUGGUGUCGGUGAACAACGUGUCCGUGGCCGGCCUCACGCAGCAACAAGUCGUCACCUUACUUAGGAACACUCCCACCGACUCCACCGUCGAGAUACUCGUCGAGAGAACUGUACCUAAUCGGACACAGAGGGUCGAACCUCAACAAAGUCCGACGAAAUACGUGGAAAAGGCGAUAGGAACGCCAAUGAAUGCAAUAGAAGUGCCAAAGCCUUCAGAAAACGGUCGAGUAUCGAGUAUAGUGAACGCCAUCAACCAGAACAACGUGAACAGUUCCAUGCGAGGCAGGAUACCUAAGAGCUCGUCGAAAGACGAUCUGCUGCAUAAGGAUAAUAGCAACGACAGUGCACUGCAAGACGCUUUGAACUCUUCGUCUAAUUCCAUUCUUGGUCUCCGCAACCGGUUAAUACUUCGGCUGGACGUGCCGGUGCACGACUCGGAGAAGGCAGGGCUGGGCAUCAGUGUCAAGGGGAAGGUUACUGUUGGACCUGAUCCCCAGGACCUGGGCAUCUUUAUCAAGUCUGUGUUACAUGGAGGUGCGGCGUCUAGGGAUGGAAGAUUAUACACAAACGACCAGUUAUUAUCAGUGAACGGCGUGUCACUAGUAGGACAGAGUAACGCGGAGGCUAUGGAGACGUUACGACGCGCGCUACUACAUGCUCGGCCACAGCGCUCCGGGAGCAUCUCUCUCACUAUAGCUAGGAGGACUGACAGUACGGACAGCCUAGCAAGGUGGAAGGACGACACGCCUCCAAACGGCAACGACACAACAAAUUCUAACGAGAACUCACAGAACUACAACACUGUCAUAUACAACGCAAGCAGUGACAAAGAGAACAAACCAGUAGACAAUUUCAACCAAAAAUACGAUACCAAUCAAAACGAGGGCUUUGACAGCCACGACGGUAGGAGUACCAAGAAACAUGCAUCAAUUAUAACUAUAAAUAACAACAAUAGUUGGGUUUCAAACCAAUCAGAUGACAGUAAAGGUUAUUUAGAAAGAGACAAAGAUAUACCUCCACAUGAUAAUAAAAGAGAUAGCUUCGAAUGGAGUAGGCUUGAUGGCUGGAACCCUGUAAUAGACCGACUGACUGGAUUAAGAAACGAGAGUUAUUACAUGGCAACUCAGAUCGAUGCACCGGUAACGAAUGGCCACCACUAUAGACAUAAUUUGGGACACGUACACAUGCCACGGUCGCCGCCUGCGCAUCAUAAUGUUAUUAUUGAAGAGGAUUAUGGUACAACGAGGGGUAGUGGAAGUGGUUGUGGCGGUGAGUCAGGCAGUGAGAGUGGCGCGGGGUUCAGUCGUGACGCGGUGGGCCGACGGUCCAUGUCGGAGAAGCGACACGCCGCGCUAGACGCCAAGAAUACUGGCACUUACAAGAAAAUCAAGGAGACCAAAGCUAUCAAUGCAUUACAAGUAGGCCCAUCAUUAGGAAUGAGAAAAUCAUCAAGUUUGGAAUCUUUACAAACGGCGAUACAGGAGACGCAAAGAAAUCCGCGUAAUGAACCUAUUUAUGCACGAGCGCACCCACCUUUAAAAACGUGGUUAACGGACGACCAUCACGGACCGGACAUGAUCAGAGGCUCACCGCAACAAUCGUCACUAUCACAUAAGAAGCCAUCCAUACUCAAGUCGUUAUCAACUAUGUUUAGGAUAGGAAAACCUCACAAGAAGCCAGAAACAGAAGUUUAUGGCAGAUCACAGCCAGGCAGAGCUUCAGAGAAGUCACUGUCAAGAGAAGCGUUAGAGCGACACAACAGAAUAGAAGAGAGGGAGAAAGAAGAAGAACCAACCACCAAACCACAACAGCAGAGAUCGGAAGUAUCCCACUCGCGCCAAGGCAGCAGUGGUAGCGGCGACCGUGCGCACAAGUCCGAGCGACGCGCGCCGCCGUACAGGGCUCCACCACAUCAACAACACUCGGGAAUGGACAGCGCGUGGGGUCCCACCGGUCACUACGUCAACUAUGAAGAAAUACAACAGAAUUUAAACGCGCGUCGCGAGAAGUUGAGCGAGGUGCAGAUAGGACAGAUGAGGAGACAGGUCAGCGCGCAGAGAGCCAAAGCAGAGGAAGAGAGUCGUCGGGCAGGGGCGGGUGGCUACCACUCACAGCGCUCCUGUAGAGAGGGGGGCGUGCGACCGCAGUCUAACUACUACGAGUACGAGACGGCGCCGCCGCGAAGACCAGGCAAGCUUUCCCACUACCACUGAGCAAUGGACAUCGAACAAGAAAAUAAUACCCCUUCGACGCCAAACACCGACGGCCGAAGUAUCCGAUCUCAUUUUAAUUGGCGAUACUUUUAACGAUUAUAUCGCUUCAGUAGACGUUAAUAAUGCUAUCUGUCGGCUCGAUUCCUUAUUGAUUUAACUUCGAGUGCCUUCACUGAGACCGAGCCACGGUAAUUAAUUGUUAUUCUACACAAUUUGCUGUAUCGAUUACUGGAGCAAGAAUACGAUGGUAAUUGUCGUUAAAUGUAAAAUAAUUGUCUCAAGAUGUGAAUUAUUUACGCCGUCGAAGUCGUUAAAAGUGAAUUUGUUUUCAAUAUGGCUACUUAAACCGUUAUUUAGUGCUCUUGGCGUAAUAAAAUGCCUGGGGCUUGUGUAAUUUUGUACUGAAUGUUAUUUUUUCUAUCUACCAGUGAUACGUAUGUCUAGCGUAUAUAAAUAUACAAGAUUUCCAAGUAAAAUAAAACUAUGUAAAAAAAUAAAAUAAGGUUAUGUGCGCAAUAAGCUUGUACUUAAAACUAAAGAAAACCCCUUUUUCUGUAACUGUUAAACGAAGCAAGUAUUUUACACUACAGUAAUUACCUAACACAAACAAACACUUUUUUAUUACAAAUGAAAUACAUAAAAGACAUUUUUCUAUAAUUAAAUCUGUCUUUUGUGUUGAUAAACCUUCCUCAAUUUUUUAUUUUCAUAUAAUUUGGAAACUCAAACAACAAAAUAAACUUCUUUUGUUUAAAAGACA